This is a messenger RNA of Drosophila takahashii, 1578 nucleotides long. Its product is annotated as cytochrome P450 6a9. Lineage: Eukaryota; Metazoa; Arthropoda; Insecta; Diptera; Drosophilidae. Gene Ontology annotation, molecular function: oxidoreductase activity, acting on paired donors, with incorporation or reduction of molecular oxygen; iron ion binding; monooxygenase activity. The record is from RefSeq and is a predicted model, not a curated record.
CUGAACUGCACUCGCGACAUUUUCCGGCGGGAGAAUAUUUUUCACCGCACCCAAGCUGAUGUCAUGGGUGUUUACAUCUAUCUAUUGACGACUGUCGCAGUGCUAGUGGGAUAUCUAGUAUUGAAAUGGCGUCGUUCCCUGCAGUACUGGCAGAAUCUGGAUAUUCCUUGCGAGGAGCCUCAUAUUCUGAUGGGAAGCCUGACGGGAGUGCAAACCAGUCGAACAUUCUAUGACAUUUGGAUGGAUUACUAUAAUAAGUUUCGUGGAUCUGGCCCUUUCGCGGGUUUCUAUUGGUUCCAACGACCCGGAAUACUUGUGCUAGACACCUCGCUGGCCAAGCUCAUCUUGAUUAAGGAGUUCAACAAGUUCACGGACCGCGGAUUCUAUCACAAUACGGAGGAUGAUCCCUUGUCGGGGCAACUGUUCUUGCUAGACGGCCACAAGUGGAAGUCUAUGAGAAACAAGCUAUCCUCUACAUUUACAUCCGGAAAAAUGAAAUACAUGUUUCCCACCGUGGUGAAGGUGGGACACGAGUUCAUCGAAGUCUUUGGCCAGACAAUGGAAAAGUCCCCCAUCGUUGAGGUCAAGGAUAUUCUGGCCCGAUUCGGUACCGACGUGAUCGGCACCUGCGCAUUUGGAAUUGAAUGCAGUAGUCUUAAAGAUCCAGAGGCCGAAUUCCGGGUCAUGGGUCGACGGGCCAUUUUCGAACACCGCCACGGACCGAUUGGAAUUGCGUUCAUCAAUAGCUUCCCUAAUUUGGCCCGUCGGCUUCAUUUAAAAAUAACCAUAGAGGAAGCCGAACACUUUUUCCUCCGCAUCGUCAGGGAAACUGUGGCUUACAGAGAGCAGAACAAUAUCCGUCGCAAUGACUUUAUGGAUCAGUUAAUUGAUUUGAAAAACAAUCCACUAACAAAAUCAGAGACUGGGGAAAGUGUGAGCCUCACGAUCGAGGAAAUAGCAGCUCAGGCGUUUGUGUUUUUCGGGGCUGGCUUUGAAACCUCAUCGACCACCAUGGGAUUCGCCUUGUAUGAACUAGCCCAGCAUCAGGACAUCCAAGAUCGGGUAAGGGAAGAGUGCCAGGAGGUCAUUGGCAAGAACAACGGGGAGCUAACUUACGAAAGUAUGAAGGAACUGGUCUAUUUAGAUCAGGUAAUAGCGGAAACCCUUCGCCUGUACACCGUUCUUCCUGUCUUGAAUCGCGAAUGCCUGGAGGACUUCGUGGUUCCGGAUAAUCCGAAAUACGUAAUUAAAAAGGGAAUGCCCAUUUUGAUUCCUUGUGGGGCCAUGCACCGCGAUGAGAGAUUAUAUGCCAACCCAAACACCUUUGACCCCGAUAACUUCACCCCCGAACGCGUCAAGGAGCGCGAUUCCGUGGAGUGGCUUCCAUUUGGCGAAGGUCCCAGAAAUUGCAUUGGUAUGAGAUUUGGCCAAAUGCAGACUAGGAUUGGAUUGGCUUUCCUACUCAAGAACUUUAAGUUCUCCGUAUGCGACCAGACCACGAUUCCCAUGGUAUACAGCAAAAAAACCUUCCUAAUAUCAAGUGAUACUGGAAUCUUCCUGAAAGUUGAACGAGUUUAA